GGAACGGUUCUGUUUCGGGUGACCCGCGUGGCCUCUUGGUUGAGGCCUCUAGGAUACAAAGCCCCCGCCUGCAGACCCGACCCUCCCUCGGGAGGGAGGCAGGGCCCGGGGGCGGGAGCGCAGCGGGGCCCCAGCCUCAGGCGCGUCACUGAGCACAAAGGAGGCAGCAGGGAGGCGGCGGCGGGCGUCGGUCCUCGCUCCCAGCCGCUCGCGGUUGCGGUUGCAGACCUGCAGCGCCCCCGCCCCCGCCCGCCGGCCUUUCUGUCCCCUCUCUCCCUCCGUACUGGACGGCCGCGGUGCACUUCCGGGCUCCGGAUCGCCGGUGUCGAUUGGGGCUGGGGGCGCGGAGCAGGUGGCAGCGGGGCCGCCACCCGGCGCGUCGGGGCCCGCCUCCCGCUGCUUGGGUCACCAGCCCCCGCCCGCCCCGCGCGCCCCGCGCGCCCCGCUCAGUUCCCCGGCCUGCGAGCGCUUCCCGCCGGACUUUGCGCCGCGUCGGGCGCUACUGCUGCGCUCGGGGCCCCGCUCGGCGCCGGCGUGAAAGGGGCAACCGGGACCCCGGCCCAAUAUGGCUGAAGUCAGCAUCGACCAGUCGAAGCUGCCUGGAGUCAAGGAAGUAUGCCGAGAUUUUGCUGUCCUGGAGGACCACACCCUGGCUCACAGCCUGCAGGAACAAGAGAUUGAGCAUCAUUUGGCAUCAAACGUUCAGCGGAACCGUUUGGUCCAGCAUGACCUCCAGGUGGCUAAGCAGCUCCAAGAGGAAGAUCUGAAAGCCCAGGCUCAGCUCCAGAAGCACUACAAAGACCUUGAACAACAAGACUGUGAAAUUGCUCAGGAAAUUCAGGAGAAGCUGGCUAUAGAGGCAGAGAGACGACGCAUUCAGGAGAAGAAGGAUGAGGACAUAGCUCGUCUUUUGCAAGAAAAGGAGUUACAGGAAGAGAAAAAGCGAAAGAAACACUUUCCAGAGUUUCCUGCAACCCAUGCUUAUGCAGAUAGUUACUGUUAUGAAGAUGGAGACCAAUCAAGGUCAAGGAGGGCCAGGGAAUUGGGUUCUGGAUUCUCAAGACCUUGUAGAAUCCAAAGAGAUGGAAAGACUGUGAAGCAGAAGAAGGAGAAACCAGAACAUCCACUGGAGAACUUGGAAAAGCCAGAACAGCAUUGUUCAUCAGAGAGAUACCUGUCAUCCUCUGGCUGGGGCACAAUGAGGGACAAUUCCCAAAUUAACAGUCAGCAGCACGAAAGGAAACAAUCCACUCAGGAGAGGCUCCGGAGACCUCCACUUCCCACGAUCAGUGGUGAAGUGUUUCUGAGCACUGAAUAUGAUGACUGGGAGUCUAAGAGUAACCAUCGGACUCGAAAUUGGGAAAAACAUUCUCAACACCAAGAUCAACUUUCACCCAAGCCCUCACAAAAAGCAGGGCUUCACUGCAAGGAAGUUGUAUAUAGGAGGGACCAUGAGCAAGGUGAGCACAGAAAAAGGAGACACAGGCCCAGGACUCCUCCAUUCUCAGAGCGUGAGAAGCAGCUCCACCUCCACGACCCAGGAAUGAAGCCAAGAGCAACAAAAGAAGCUAUAUCUCCUCCAUCACGAGUGACUCACAGGGAUCAGGAAUGGUAUGAUGCUGAAAUUGCCAGGAAACUACAAGAAGAACUUCUGGCUACCCAGGUGGACAUGAGAGCCGCUCAAGUAGCUCAAGAUGAAGAAAUUGCUCGACUUCUAAUGGCUGAAGAAAAGAAAGCUUAUAAAAAAGCCAAGGAGCGGGAGAAAUCAUCUUUGGACAAAAGAAAGCAAGACCCUGAGUGGAAGCCAAAAACAGCUAAAGCAGCACACUCAAAGUCAAAAGAGAGUGAUGAACCUCACCGUUCUAAGAAUGAAAGGCCAGCACGGCCACCACCACCUAUCAUGACAGAUGGUGAAGAUUUGGAUUACAAUCAUUUCACAAACCAGCAGAGUUCCACACGGCAUUUUCCAAAAUCAGAGUCCUCUCAUAAAGGUUUUCAUUACAAGCAUUAAAAAUCUGCCUUGAAAAUGGACUCACUUUAGCAAAUAUUACUGGGUGAUACAGAAUGAAUUCUACACAUAUUUUUUUCAUCUGUGUUUGCAUUCCUGGGAUUUAUCCUCAAGCAUAUAUUUUUGACCAUAAAUAAUUUUAAUUCAUUUCAAAUGUUUUGGUUAUCCAUGAUCACUUGGGCAGUAUGAGAAAAUGUAGCUUCUGAAUAUUAGCCACCUCUAUGCUGCAUAUACUUCCUGGGAUAUAGUAUCUAGAUCUCUGUAAGCUGCCAUUUUGUUAGGUAUAGAAGUUUGGUAUCUAGGGAGUAGGCCUUAUUUAGCAAUUCAAAUUUUAUGGAGAUUAAUGAUCAAAGUAAAAACAAUGUUUGGGUGCAACGCAGAAUAAAAGAAUAUAAGAAAUAGCUUUUUGUUGCGUUAGUGUAUGAUAUUUUGAAGGACAAAGCUUUUGCUUUUUGUACUCUUUAGGAAAAGAAAAUCACAACCAUAAAGUAUUUUAAAAAAAGAAAUACUUGGAGCAAUUGAAGUAUGUUAUUCUGACCAGACGGACUGUAGAGGUUUUGCAUAGCCGUCUCAGCCCUCCUGGGGAAAUUGUCCUAAAUAGCAUUCUUUAACACUCUGCUUUUGCCUCAGUAGCAAGGCUUUCUGAAGCCCCCUACACCUCCCCGCCGGCACUGGACCAUUUAUUAAUAUUUAUUGAAAAAAUUUAGUUCACUGAAAUUUUAACUUAGAUACAUGAAUGACUUUGUAUCUCUUCUUUUGUUUUUCAUUUACUUAUAGAGCCAAGGAAAUGGAAUUGAAAAAUGAUUUCAUAAGUAAUGAUGCCAUCCAUCUCUCUGGCUGUAGACUAAGGUUUUUCUCUUGCUUAAAGUCAUUGCAGUAUUUGUUGACAACCUCUCAAUAAUGUUUUGUUUAUUUGCCAAUAAUUAGAUCAAAUCAACAUGAAGUUGAAUUUGAUAAAGUGGUUAUUUAUUCAAGUAUUUGGUGGGUUUUUUUUUUUUAAGAUGGAAUUUCGCCCUGUCACCCAGGCUGGAGUGCAGUGGUGCAAUCUCUGCUCACUGCAACCUAUGCCUCCUGGGCUGGAGCAAUUCCCCUGCCUCAGCCUGUGGAGUAGCUGGAAUUACAGGCAUGUGCCACCACGCCCGGCUAAUUUUUGUAUUUUUAGUAGACAUGGGGUUUCACCAUGUUGGCCAGGCUUGCCUGCAACUCCUGACCUCAAAUGAUCUACUCGCCUCAGCCUCCCAAAGUGCUGGGAUUACAGGUGUAAGCCACCGUGUUCAGCCAGCCAAGUACUGGUUUUAACCAUUUGUAUUUCUUUGUGCAAGGGAUUGUAUUCCUUUGUAUAAUCAUUAUUAUUACAAGAUCUUUAAGCCCCUCUUCAAGAAAUUUCGUUUUUGUGUAGCUGCUAACCUUACUGCAAUAUUUAUUUUCCUGUACUACUUAAAUAACAAAUGGCAAUCAAGCUCACUUGUUCUCCCUCUCUCUUUCUCCCCACUCCAUAUAUAUAUAUAUAUAUAUAUCCCUUCAGCUUGACUUGCUAUUGUCUUUUAUUAUAUAAAUCUGAAAUUCUUGGCAUUUCAAUAGGGCCUUUGUUUAGGAAGGAAAUACAUAGAUCACUAGAGAAAAUGUUAUUUUUUUUCCCACUGGGAACUGCCUUCUCUAUGCCUUACCUUUUCAGGUAGUUUUUAAAGUUGGGCAAUAUUCAGGAAGCUGUUUAAAAUAGUUUCUCAGAGUGGAUUUGGGUAUCUCAUUUUGAGAAAGAUUUUUAAUUUAAUAAAGUUUAUGUAUUGUAGGAAUUUAAAUAAAAUCGCCUGAGUUACGUUUUCGGUAAAUGUUAAUCGGAGAGAUAGUCUGCAUCCCUAAGUGAUGUCAUUUUGGAGAAAUGGAGGGAAAGGAAAAUAACAGGACUUCUUAUAGCUAUGAUAAAAUGCCUAAAGAAAAACCUCCAUGUAAAUACAGAAGGGGAGACAAAAUGGUAGGUCCUGGCCUUAAGUCAAAUUCUGGAUAGUGGUUUCAACAUCCAAAGCUUAGGCCUUAUUUACUUAUAGUAAUGCUAUAUUUUUCUUUAUCUGCCCUGUGAUUUUGCUUCAUGUCCUUCAAAGUUUUUUAUGGUAAUUUUAAAGGAAAAAACAGCGUAUUUUUAUUUGAUAACUAGGCAAAAUCAUUUGCCGUUUUUAAUUUCAUAAAUAUUUAUUUUUCUAUCUCUUACUAUGAUCAGUUUUAUUUUAAAAAUUUAGUGUUUCUCUUGCCUCUCACAUACUUCAUCCAGUCAUAUUUAUUAUUGUCAAAUGUUAACUGGAGAUACUUAAUUAAAAAAAAAAAAGUCACCAUUUAACACUUAACCAGAAUGUUAGUGUUUUAGCUGUCUUAGUAAGUGACCAAAGGUGGUAUUGCCCUUGUGAUAGCUAAUUCAACAUGUUUAUUGAAAAUUUGUUACAUUUUUUCAAGGUUUCUAAAAGAUUACAAUUUUAAAAUAUUUUAUGUUUAUUUUAUUUUUGUGUAAAGCAAACACUUUUUAAAGAAUAUCAGAGUAAAUAUUACCCUAUGAAUAAGGAGAUAGAAAUGAAAUUCAGCCGGUUAAAUCCUCUUAUUCUUUCUCAUGCAAGUAAUGUAAUAAUGUUUGAAACUAUAGAAGCAACUCAACUGUAUUUUAAUGAACUGCCAGACACUCUUCACUGUGUUCUCUGCUUUUUACUUUGUCAUUUUUAUAUAAAUGUGGAAGCAUUUUUUGUUGUUGUUGUUGCUGCUGGAACGAACACAUGCAGCUUGACUUUUAGGCCCAUAAUGUAGUAAUGAUUUAAUGUUGUGAUGUAAGCUAAUAAUUCUGGCCUUGGAAAAUGUUUCUGUUUCUGUAUCUUUGUUCUUUGGUGGCCAGGCCUCGUUGACACCAGUAUUGUUGAAUAAACAAAAUAUGUUAUGGAGCCUUAUCAUAAUAAGGCUGCUUGACAUAGACACCCACUCUCCUCUACCUUUUAUAAAUCAUCGUUUGGAAGUGAAGUUAGGUAAGAGUCA
Saimiri boliviensis boliviensis (Bolivian squirrel monkey) is the source of this 5017-nucleotide messenger RNA. RefSeq names its product coiled-coil domain containing 50 (gene CCDC50). Lineage: Eukaryota; Metazoa; Chordata; Mammalia; Primates; Cebidae. Gene Ontology annotation, molecular function: ubiquitin protein ligase binding. Gene Ontology annotation, cellular component: cytoplasm. The record is from RefSeq and is a predicted model, not a curated record.